CGCCGCCACCAUCUGGAUCCAGGUCUCUUGAGUCACCAGCGAAUCCCGGUCUCUCUAAAUUCGCAGAAAUGAAAAAUGAGAUGUUCCAGACCCGUCAUUCAUAACUUUAUGCGUUCCAAUUCAACCUCCUCUGCAAUUGCAGAACGGUUCCAACAAAUCUUGGACGAGAAGCUCACAUCGCAAACAGGCAUCCCAUCGGUAGCCAAAUCAGACCCUCAGCUUCAGAAGAUAUCAAAGCCUCAACAUGGUGGUACCCCAUCGCUAGUGCUGUCCAACCCCCAACUACAGAAGAUCUAUAACUCGUCCCACGAUGAAAGGAUUCAAGCAGCCCAGCACUAUAUCAAAAGUGAGCCCUUGUUGGCCAGAAAUAAGCAUGCAAAGGACAUAUCCCUGGCACAGCCUUGGAAAGGUACUGAGUCGAUACAUGAUGCAAAUCUUCGGAUGAUUCUUGACCUGAAGCCUCCUCCCAAACGUGGAGACCGGAUCUUCACUCCCCCCACACCCUUCAAAGAGAAGAUUUUGAACGCCAGAGAGAACAGUCUCGAUUACAAGGUGAAGGCAAAUCAAGAGAAGUCUGAAGCCGAACAGUUCCGAGAAAUGUACAAAGAACGACUUCUAGGACCAUCCAUGCUCCUCAGUAACUCACCGAGCUCGGCUAUUGAUAUCGUGGGCAGUCUCGCAAGUAGCAAAAUCAACGCUUCAUUGGACCAAGCCACAGGACUUUUCAAUGCCCCAGAAAUGAAGCAUGUACGGGGAAAGCCUUUGGACAGAGAACAUCUAAAGAAUUCCAGAGACACCAACUACUUCAUGAAUCAGAUAUUAAACAAACAGGAAGUAUUGCCACCGUGGAUAGAGACCCAACAGAGUAUCGACGGGUCGAUCAAAAGACUCAAAGAUGAUUUGGAAGAUAUAUGGUUCAAAUGGUUGGUCAACCGAUCACACUUGAGCGACCGUAUUCACUCCAGUGGCAAAUCCUCACUACUGGAUAUCUACAGCACGACGAUAAAACAAUUGAAGGCUAACCCCUCCAACCUCACUCAAUCGGACAUUGGGUACAUUGAAGAAAGAGUAAAGUUAUUGAAUAACUCGAUACGAACCUACAACCUACAAUGCCCUUCCUCGAGCAUACACAAAUUCAAGUUGGUAACACAACUAGAAAUAGAGAAAGCAUUUGAUCGUAUGAUCGAAAAGUUCCCUUCUACCAUGGACGACUGGUUUGAGAAAAAGAAUAGAAAGGGCACGGCUAAAAUCGAACGGGGAGGUGGGGGCUUCCUCAAUAUCUGGGGUGAUAAUCUGAGCGGUGGAGGGGCUGGUCAUGGGCGUGUUGCCGUCCAGAGAGCCGAUAAUGAGUUGGGGUUGUGGAAAGCAGUAAAGGAUGCAUUCAGGAUGAAGGUUUAGGCAAUUUGCUUUCUCGCAAACUAGCGUACUGCUGCCCGUUUAAAAAGUGACAAGAACUACAAAGGUUGUGAGUCUUCUAUCAUACUGUUCAUUCUAUUGGUCUAUCAGAUUAGGAACUCUAAUCUGGAGGUCAGUUCAUUCAUGGACUGUAUAAACGUUGGCAAGAAUGGGCCAUGAAAUUUGCAUUCUUAUCAGGAAACAGCAGUCCAUAAUAGUUUCUAUUGUCCAAAACUCAAGCAUACAUGUAUAUAAGUAAUGAAACGAUGACCAUAGAGAUCUCAAGUCUCCAAAAUUUCAAGAACCCAAAAACGACCGAAUUAGCACUGGUAGCCUUCGCUUCUUGUAAAUUCUUUAUAAAUGCCAAACUCAUUUCUUCUCUCGAGA
Messenger RNA from Suhomyces tanzawaensis NRRL Y-17324, 1782 nucleotides. RefSeq lists its product as uncharacterized. The record is from RefSeq and is a predicted model, not a curated record. The coding region runs from base 76 to 1398 and encodes 440 amino acids. NCBI's taxonomy places the organism in Eukaryota, Fungi, Ascomycota, Pichiomycetes, Serinales, Debaryomycetaceae. The transcript has a single exon.